AUGUCUUAUCAUCAUUGGACAACAGAUAAGUUUAUUCGAAUAUUUAUUUUAAGUAUGAUUAUAUGUAUAACUUUAAUUGGAAAUCUUUAUAUUAUAUUUGAAUUAUCAUGUCUUCGACAUCGUCAUCGUACUCGUUUACAUUUAUUUAUACUUAAUUUAGCUAUUGGAGAUUUAACUAUUUGUUUUUGUACAAUGACAUCGGAAUUAUUUCUUCUUGUUUAUGAUCAAGAAUGGAUAUUAGGAAAUCUUGCCUGUAAAUUAACACUAUACAUUCAAGUUGUGACAAUUGCAUCAACAACAUUUAUUAAUGUUGCUAUGACGUAUGAUCGAUAUGAAGCGAUUUGUUGUCCAUUACGAGUAUUUAAAUCAUUUGGUCGUAUUCGUCGUAUUAUAAUGAUAUGUUGGUUGUGUUCAUUUAUUGUUGCUAUACCACAAUUAUUUAUAUUUGAACAAAGUCAGUUUCCAAAACGUCCAACAAAAUAUCGUUGUGCAAGUACAGGUUAUACAGCUGAAUGGCAACGUCGUGCUUAUUUUACAAUAUUUGCUUGUUAUGUUCUUGUUUUACCAGUAAUUUGUAUGACAAUUUGGUAUAUAAGAAUUAUAUUUACAAUUAAUAAAUCAACAGAAUUAUGGACACAUAAUGCACGAGAUCAAACCAUUGCUUUAUCAUCUGUAUUUUUAACAUCUCCAACAAAAAUUAAAACAGUUAAAUUAGCUAUAACAAUUAUUAUUGUAUUUGUUGUUUGUUGGACACCAUAUAUGGUUCUAACAUUAAUUGAAAUUUAUUCCAAUGGUAAAUUUCAUAUACCAUCAUGGUGUGAUGGAGUUUUACAAACAAUUUCAUUAAUUCAAAGUAGUCUUAAUCCAUUUAUUUAUAUAGCAUUUAAUCAUAGACGAAAAUAUUCUCCAACAUUAAUACUUGCUGCUGCAUCAACACAUUCACACAAAUCUGAUCGAAUUAAACGAGGAAAACAACGUGAACGUGGUGGUUCAAUAUCAUUUUGUUCAUUAGGAGAAACAUCUCAUAGGAAAAAUACGUUAAACUCGUCAGAUGGAAGACCAAGAGCAGAAUCUUUUUUAUAG
Adineta steineri is the source of this 1083-nucleotide messenger RNA. The record is from the annotation of a GenBank genome assembly. NCBI's taxonomy places the organism in Eukaryota, Metazoa, Rotifera, Eurotatoria, Adinetida, Adinetidae.